Messenger RNA from Cuculus canorus (common cuckoo), 1303 nucleotides. RefSeq names its product LBH regulator of WNT signaling pathway (gene LBH). Gene Ontology annotation, biological process: positive regulation of DNA-templated transcription. The record is from RefSeq and is a predicted model, not a curated record. Lineage: Eukaryota; Metazoa; Chordata; Aves; Cuculiformes; Cuculidae. Gene Ontology annotation, cellular component: nucleus. The transcript is spliced from 3 exons. The coding region runs from base 112 to 429 and encodes 105 amino acids.
UUUAAAGGCGGCGCGGCGGCGGGCUCGGGGUUCAGAGCGGAGGCGGCAGCGCGGGGCUGAGCGUUGUCCUGCGGGAUCCAGGCUCUGCUCGCGGGGCAGCGCCGGGGCUUCAUGUCUGUGCUGUGUCCCUUGCCCUGCCCUGAUUAUCUGAGAUCAGCUGAAAUGACUGAAGUGAUGAUGAACACCCCAGCUAUGGAUGAGAUUGGGCUAAGCCCCCGCAAGGACGGCCUGUCAUAUCAGAUCUUCCCUGAUCCCUCAGACUUUGAUCGCUACUGUAAGCUGAAGGACCGCCUGCCCUCAAUUGUGGUGGAGCCAACGGAGGGCGAUGUGGAGAGCGGUGAGCUGAGAUGGCCACCCGAAGAGUUCUUGGUGCAGGAGGAGGAGGAAGAAAACUGUGAAGAUGCAAAGAAGGACAACAAGGAGCAAUAAAUGGCAUAUGAGGAAAAGCAAGGGACUGCACCCUUCUGAAGGAAGAACAACAAUUCUUUUGAAAGUCUUUUAAAAAGAAAAGACAAGUUCAAUUUUGCACCUGCGAGAUCUUAGUUUUUUGUAUUCUCUGUAUUGAGAACUGAAGCCCUCGGUGUCACCAGACCUCCUGAGGAAGGAAGGAAGUAACGCAGAGAAAUGUUUGCUGUUCUCGAGAUCACUAUCUGUGUUUUUCCGAGGCGGAGGCAGCAGUGAAAUUCCAAGCACAUGGCAGAGGGUGGCCAUGUGAGGACUGCUGGAGGGGGGAGCUUGGGGAGUGGGAAGAAAGUCAGAGGUGACAGUGUUCAGCCAGGAGCUGCCUCUGGAUAAAAGCAUGAGAACAGAGCAGUCAUCUCUCAGAUUUGCCUUUCUUACAGCUUCCAGUUUGUGUGUUGAGGUGGAAGAGUGUCUGUAGCGAAGCAUGGCUGCUGCUGAGGGGCCUGUAGCUCUCCCCAGGUCGGCACCUCCUAGGGUACCGUGAGCAUCCAUAGGAGUAGUUGGGUUUCUUGCUCUUGAGCCUGUUUCCAGCCACUUUUCCCAAAGCUGUUUUCUCCCCUGUUUGCCUUUAGACUCUUCAAUGCUGAACAGCUGUAUUUGCAGGAUAAUGUUAGGCUGUUGCUUGUCAUCUCUACUGUGAGGCCCUUGUUUGUCUUGCAGGUCAUUAGUGUGAGGUAGUGUGCAUCCAAAGUGAAGAUGCUUCUAUCUGCAGCAAGAGCUCAUGUCUGUUUGAGCACCUGGGAUCUUUCUCUCCUGUUUGACAAAGGUGCUGUGGUUGCUUUUGUGCAGCACCCAAGGCCAGGGGUGGGAAUUUCACCUCUCUAUCUUUUUGUCCUCGAGG